Molecule: messenger RNA, 864 nt
Organism: Anisakis simplex (herring worm)
Lineage: Eukaryota; Metazoa; Nematoda; Chromadorea; Rhabditida; Anisakidae
Source: the annotation of a GenBank genome assembly
CUAAAUUUGAAUGGUAGGCGUGAAAAGGUUGUGAUUAAAGAAAUGAGUAACUAUUCAGCGGAAGAAUUAAAUAGAAUCUUAAUGGUAAGUUUUGAUGUUUGUUAUGCCUCCGGAUUUAUAUAUAUCUCCGAAUUGCUCAUCAGUGUUCAGGAAUUGCAUAUAUCGAACCUGAUGGAUCGUAUCACAGAUGGCUGUGCUGUGUUACGUGUGAUGGCUGUACGCUUAAUCAAAUCGCCAUAUUUAGUCAUAUAUCCAUACAUUAAUUGUCGAUCAUACCCCGACUUCGCGUCGCAAUAUCCAUCGCAGCUGACUUCCUUCGACAAAAUCAAUGCAAGUGAAUCGAUAGCGAAAACAAUUGUCGACAUGCAUUCAUGCGGUAUUUUGCAUUGUAAUAUCGGUGCUCGCAAUAUUUUCGUGAGAAGAGAGAUUAUUCGAUCGAACUCAAACGAUCAACUUCUGCCCGAAUUCACCUUUUUACUAGGCGAUUUCCGAAAAGCCGUUAUCGCAAAAUCAAAAUCUGUCGAUCCCAUGAAGCCAGUAAAUUUACGCUGGCUUGCACCUGAGGUUUUCAAGACGAAGUGUUUAAAUUCGAGCACUGAUGUGUAUGCAUUUGGAAUGACUUUAUAUGAAAUUUUUACCGGGAAUGUACCGUAUUAUACGAGAACUGCUCAAGAGAUUCGCCGCAAAAUAAUUGCCGGAGAAUACUUUCGGCCAGCACUGAACAAGACGUUAAAUGAAGAUUUAUGCGAGUUAAUGCGAAAAUGUUGGUUGGAGGAAGCGAGUGAACGACCGUCAAUGAAGGAUGUUUGGAUGCAUUUAACGAGGAUUCAUGACUCGAUUAUUGAGACAAUCAUCAGUCCUUAA